AUGUGGGAGUCAGUAUUAGAGGUGUUAGAGAAUGUGUGUAAUGAUGGGAAUGUUACAGAACAGAGAGGCAUAGCAUUGGGUUUGAUACAAAGGAUGGAGAGUUUUGAAUUUAUAUUUAUCUUGCAUCUGAUGAUCAAAGUAUUGGGAUUAACUAAUGACUUGCCAAAUGUCUUACAGCAGAAAGAUCAAAACAUUGUUAAUGCAAUGGGGUUGAUUGUAAAUGUGAAAGAACUUAUGCAAGACUUGAGAGAAAAUGGAUGGGGUACAUUUUUAGAAGAAGUCAGGAGCUUUUGUGUUGCAAUGUCAGUUUCAGUGCCCAAUAUGGAAGAUAGUAUACCAGUUCGAGGUUGUUCGAGACGUGGAGGACAAUUGGUUACUUAUUACCAUCUUUAUCAUGCGGAGAUCUUUAUUGCCGUGAUUGAUUUACUUACUACUGAGAUGAAUAACAUAUUUAGUGAAACUUCUACAAAGUUAUUAAGAUGUAUUGCUUGUCUUAAUCCAAGAAACUCUUUUUCCAGAUUUGAUCAUGGUACGCUUGUUCGACUUGCUCAAAUUUACUCUAAUGAUUUCUCCACAUCCGAUCAUCUUAUCUUGAAAGAGAAACUCCGCAUAUAUAUUCAUGAUGUAAGAAGAAAUUCUGAUAUUUCAAAUUGUCAUGAUCUUCCAAGUCUUGCUGUGAAGAUGGUUCAAUUUGAUAAACAUUUCACUUUUCCAUUGGUUUAUCGCCUUAUCGAAUUGGCAUUGAUCUUACCGGUGGCAACAACAACAGUUGAAAGAGCAUUCUUAGCAAUGAAUAUCAUCAAAACAUAUUUGCGAAACAAAAUAGGCGAUGAAUGGUUGAACAAUAUGAUGGUUUGCUAUAUUGAGCAAGAAAUGUUUGCUAAAAUUGAUGAAGACAUAAUAUUGCAAUGUUUUCAAAACAUGCAAAAUCGAAGGAUUCAAUUCCCUCCUUGCAGUAAUUAG
Molecule: messenger RNA, 963 nt
Organism: Dioscorea cayenensis subsp. rotundata (Guinea yam)
Lineage: Eukaryota; Viridiplantae; Streptophyta; Magnoliopsida; Dioscoreales; Dioscoreaceae
Exons: 1
Coding region: 1-963 (320 amino acids)
Molecular function (GO): protein dimerization activity
Source: RefSeq, a predicted model, not a curated record